This is a messenger RNA of Arxiozyma heterogenica, 1593 nucleotides long. RefSeq lists its product as uncharacterized. The coding region runs from base 1 to 1593 and encodes 530 amino acids. Gene Ontology annotation, cellular component: plasma membrane; fungal-type vacuole membrane. Gene Ontology annotation, molecular function: nucleobase transmembrane transporter activity. Gene Ontology annotation, biological process: cytosine transport; transmembrane transport. The transcript has a single exon. NCBI's taxonomy places the organism in Eukaryota, Fungi, Ascomycota, Saccharomycetes, Saccharomycetales, Saccharomycetaceae. The record is from RefSeq and is a predicted model, not a curated record.
AUGAUAAAAAGUAAAUUAUCCUCAAUUCUCUAUAAGGGACAAGAAAUACCGACAACUGGCGAUCCGUCCAGUACUUCUUCAGUAGGCUCACUCAGCAACAUUUCUCAAACAGAAGAAAAAGAAACGGCGUCCUAUGAUGUAGAAUCUUUAACUUCUAAGGAGCAAAAUUUAUUCCACUGGGUGGCCAAGAUGAAAGCUGAAGUCAAAGGGGUCGAACCAAUCACAGAUGAAGAGAAAACAGACACCAACAUUUUUAGUGCAGCUAACACAUGGUUUUCGUCAAAUCUGGUUCUUUCAGCGUUUGCUGUUGGUGCAUUAGGACCCUGUGUCUAUGGUUUGAAUUUUGGUGCUUCUUGUUUGACUAUCCUUUUUUUCAAUAUACUGGGUGUCAUUCCAGUGGCCUUUUUUUCGAUGUUCGGUGCUAGAACUGGCUUAAGACAAAUGAUUUUAACCCGUUAUCUGACAGGUAACUAUACUGCCAGAUUUUUUUCUUUAAUCAACAUUAUUUCCUGUGUAGGUUGGUGUGUUUUAAAUACCAUAUGUUCUGCCGAAUUGCUUAACAUGGUCAAUAGAAAUGGACAUAACUGUCCACUAUGGGCAGGCUGUCUGAUUAUCGCUGCAGGUACAGUUCUUAUUUCCUUCUUUGGGUAUAAUGUGAUCCACCAGUAUGAAAAAUGGUCAUGGAUACCUAAUCUUGCCAUCUUUUUUGUUUUGAUUGCCAGGUUGAAAAUAUCCGGGAAAUGGAGUAACGGUGAGUGGCCUCAUGGUCCAACCACAGCUGGGCAUGUCCUAUCGUUUGGUUGUGCAGCAUUUGGUUAUGCAGGUGCCUGGACCACGUAUGCGGCAGACUAUACUGUCUAUUUGCCACGUAGUACCAGCAAAGCCAAAAUAUUUUUCAAUGUGUUUAUAAGUUUAACUACUGCUCUAUGUUUCUCGAUGUUCUUAGGCGCUGCAUGUGGGAUGGGUGCCGUUGCUGACCCUGAAUGGAUGAAACUGUAUCACGAAAAUGCUAUAGGGGGACUGGUUUAUGCAGUUUUAGUGCCCAAGUCUUUGCAUGGGUUUGGACAAUUUUGUUGUGUUGUAUUUGCCAUGUCUACAGUAGCAAAUAACUUACCAAGUAUGUACACGAUUGCAUUGUCCGCUCAAGCAUUAUGGGGACCCCUUGAGAGGUUUCCCAGAGCCAUCUGGUCUAUUGCUGGUAACUUAGCGUUACUGGGAUUAGGUAUUCCAGCAUGCUAUUUCUUUGAUACUUUUUUGGAAAACUUCAUGGACACAAUUUCCUAUUAUUGUGCAAUUUAUAUUACUUUGAUUUUCAGUGAGCAUUGUAUACACAGGCGUGGUAAUUAUGAUAGUUACGUUGCUGAAGAUUGGAAUAAUGCUUCAAAACUACCUCUUGGGAUAGCAAGUGCACUUGCAUUAUUUAUCAGUGCAUUUGGUGUUGCAUUAGGUAUGUGCCAGACAUAUUGGAUUGGAGAAAUCGGUAUAUUGAUUGGGAAAGACGGUGGUGAUGUAGGUCUGGAAAUGGGUGCCUCUUGGGCCUUUAUUGUCUAUAAUUUAGUUAGGCCACUUGAAAAGAAAUAUAUUGGUCGUUAG